GACUAGAUUAAAAAGUUGGUGGAAGGAAUAACUGACCGUUUGGACGUCACCUGGCUGCCAGACUUUCAUCUGGACUCUUCCCCCUGAGUAGCUGGCCUUUCUCUAAGCCACAAAACUGAGCAAGAAGCUGAAGAAGCAGCUAGACAGAGACAUGUACCUAGCCUUGAGAAUUGGGAGGCGUGGCUCAACUAGUUAGCCCAGCCCAGAGGAAUUGUUACCGUGGGUACUGAACAACCGUAGAAGUACAGCUACCCCUGGCUUUACUGAAUUAACUAGCUGUGUCUGCUGUCUAGUUGGACCAGAUUUAGCUAGAUAAUGGGGUAGAGAAUAGUUGAGCGGUGCUGUGUGUAGCUUGAACUGUACUGGCUGGCAAGAAUCUAGUAAGCACCCUAUGCACUGAUAACUGUCAGAAUGGAGGGUAUGUUCUAGGGAUCUGGACAGCUGUACAUCCAAAGGAGCCAGGGAGUGCCAAUCAUCUUCUCCCAGUCUCUGACACGCUAAACAAAAGGAGCUAGAACUGGGAGUCCCAGCUAGAAUUGCUAGCCGGAUCUAGACUAAUAGAAUGACAUGGAGGCGUGGUGAGGCCGGAUCCACACUAAUUGAUCGACCUAAAGACGAAUGGUAAGGAAAGGGAUAAAGACAACUAUCAAAACCAGGGAUUACAAUAGUUUUCUAUCUCUAGCUCUACGGUAAUGUCAGCAUACACUGAAAGUGAAAAUGAUGUAGGAAUUCACACUCUAGACAAAGAUGUUGAAGUUAGAUCUAAUGAUCUGCAUACAGAAAACCCAUUGGCUCUGUUGGAUAUACCAGAUAGUAGCAAAGAUGCUACUGGAUCAGUACAACAAACUGACUUUGAUGAAAAGCUUCCAGACUUUCAACCAGAGUUAAUAGAGUCCAACAAUGUGAUUGAAGAAGCGGAAGGAAGUGUAAAGACAAAGAAAGUACGACAAAGGUUAUGGACUGUUAUGCUGUCCGUUGUGGUAGCAUGUAUACCGUUUCUACUGGCCGGCUGUACCCUCGGCUUCCCAUCUGGUGCUCUAUUGGAUCUCACUGAUCUAGAGGAGAGGACGGAUUUUAAGCUAACCAGGCAGCAAGCUGAUUUGUUUGGGGCAUUGGGCUCCAUUGGUGCCAUGAUUGGAGGACCCAUAGCUGGAUGGAUAUCGGACAGAAUGGGACGAAAGCCAGCCUUGAUGUUGGUCAGUAUUCCCUACCUCAUUGGCUACUUGAUGAUCACCUAUGCUCGAUUCGCCAGUAAUUCAGUACUGUUCAAAGUAGUACUCCUUAUUGGACGGUUUCUCAGUGGAGUGGGGAUUGGAUGGGCCUCACUAGCAGCUACAGUGUAUGUUCUCGAGAUAUCGCCGGCCAAACUGAGAGGAAGGAUGGGAUCAGCACUACAAGUGUUCCUGGCACUAGGAGUUGUCAUUGUGUACGGUCUAAGUGCAAUCGAUAACUUUGCUUACUACGACUCAUCGCUAGUACUGAUAGGAUUCGUGACACUCUUCACAAUAUCUAUGCCGUUUUUCAUCGAGACACCAAGAUGGCUAAUCGCCCAUGGACAAAAGAAACAAGCUAUUGCUGCUCUCAAAUUUUUACGUGGACCAAAAUAUGAUUUUAUGAGUGAACUUGACACAAUAACAGCGAAUAUUAAGUCAACUCCACGUUUGAAACCUAAGCAGUUACUUAAAGAGUUUGGUAAAGGCAAUGUGAUUGUUCCAAUGAUCCUAGUACUUUUUUUGGUUGUUUUUUUUCAAUGCGGAGGCCUUAAUUCCAUCACAACAUAUUCAGCAUUGAUUUUCAAAAAUGCUGGCGUUCCCAUGUUCAGACAAGCAGCACUGUACGGAACUGGAUGUACACGACUACUAGUGAAUAUCAUUGCUUUAUUUCUCACUGAUCUUUUUGGUAGGAAGAUUCUAUUGAUGGUUAGUAGUGUUGGAGCGAUGCUAGGCACAACAAUGUUGGGUGUGCAUUUCUACAUAACAAAUCCUUCCUUUUGCUCAAACACUACGUCUGUUAUUGACCCAGUGUCGAUGGCCAUGGGUGAAGAUGAAGUAUUGUGCAACCCUCAAUUUGCUCCACUAGCCAUUACUGCUGUUAUUAUCUUCAACAUUGGAUUUUCUAUUGGUUGGGGACCGGUAAUCUGGUUGCUUCUUGUAGAACUGUUGCCACUACAGAUUAGAGGUAUUGGAUCUGGUAUAGCUUCCCUUUUGCUCUGGGGUCUAGCAUCAGCGGUGAUCGGUUCGUACCUAACUUUUGUGGAUGCUGUUCAGCCCUGGUUCGUAUGGUGGACGUACUCUGCAAUUAGCUUAGUGUCAUUCUUUUUUGUUGCUUUUUUCAUAUUUGAAACCAAAGGCAAGAGUUUGGAAGAGAUUCAGAAACGGUUUGAAGAAAAGUAUGGCCAGUUUAAACUGUGUAAUCGCAAUUCUCAAAACCAAAGGCAAAAGUUGGGAGAAAAGUAUGGCCGUUAUAAUUUUAAUCGCGAUUCUCAAAUUCUCUAUAACUAAUAUUUUGUCUUAUAGCCACACUUAUUCCCUUCUUUCACUGGGCCUAUAAUUAUUAUGUUAGUUUACCUUUUG
Molecule: messenger RNA, 2573 nt
Organism: Halichondria panicea
Lineage: Eukaryota; Metazoa; Porifera; Demospongiae; Suberitida; Halichondriidae
Product: solute carrier family 2, facilitated glucose transporter member 8-like
Exons: 3
Coding region: 693-2501 (602 amino acids)
Biological process (GO): transmembrane transport
Cellular component (GO): membrane
Molecular function (GO): transmembrane transporter activity
Source: RefSeq, a predicted model, not a curated record